CGGCGCGCACUCUGCCCCUGUCUCUGCUCCUUCUCUCCCGCCAUCUUCUUCCCCGUUCCACGAUCGAUGGGCUCAGCUUCAGGUAAUCCACCGGAGAAAGUUCGAGAUGUAUGCAUGACUCCUACGUCCAGUCGCACGGCCUUGCAUGCCGUGCACGCACGCACAGAUGACACUAGCAGGGAGCAUGAGCAUCUGCUGGACGUCGCCGACGGGCCCAAGAUACGGGUGCGCGGGCUGCGGCGGCGGUCGGAGGCGAGCGGCGAGGAGGUCCUGCGCGGGGUGGACCUGGACGUGCCGCGCGGGGCGGUGAUGGGCGUCAUCGGCCCCAGCGGCGGCGGCAAGUCCACGCUGCUCCGCGCGCUCAACCGCCUCUGGGAGCCCGCCCCCGGCGCCGUCGCCCUCGACGGCGCCGACAUCUGCGGCAUCGACGUCCUCGCGCUCCGGCGCAGGGUCGGCAUGCUCUUCCAGCUCCCCGCCAUGUUCGACGGGACGGUGGCGGACAACGUGCGGUACGGGCCACAGCUGCGGGGCAAGAAGCUCACGGACGCGGAGGUGGAGGGCCUGCUGAGCCUGGCCGACCUCGACCCCGCCAUGUCCUCCAGGCCGGCGUCGGAGCUGUCCGUCGGCCAGGCGCAGCGCGUCGCCCUGGCCCGCACCCUCGCCAACGGCCCGGAGGUGCUGCUGCUGGACGAGCCGACGAGCGCGCUGGACCCGAUAUCCACGCAGAACAUCGAGGAGGCCAUCGUGCGGCUCAAGGAGACGAGGGGGCUCACCACGGUGAUCGUCUCGCACAGCGUGAAGCAGAUCCAGCGGGUCGCCGACCUGGUCUGCCUGGUCGUCGACGGCGAGGUCGUGGAGGUGCUCGCGGCGUCCGACCUGGCUCGGGCCAAGCACCCCGUGGCCCGGCGCUUCCUGGAGCUCAGCUGAAUAUGCUUGUUUCGCUGCGGCGAGCGUCCUUGUUCAGUGUCGACCGUCACCGACCUUUGCUUAGCUCGGGCUUCGGACUCGCUACGGCGACGAAUGUUGCGUGCGAUUUGGUGGAGUAAAUUACGCAAAACCAUACACCAUACGGGGAUAGCGAAACAGAUCAAUAACACUUGAAGAACAACUCACGUACAACCAUCGAAUUUGAGCCUAACUAUUAACACUGAUCGUCGGCUGAGCUCGCAAAAACAGCGAAAGUGCGCGGUUUUGCCCACCUAUCGAGCUGAUGUGGCAUGCCUAAAUGUACAAUUUGCUGAGGUGGACAUGGAUCAUCCACCCACCUCCUUCCUCGUCAUCUCUCUCUCCAACCUCUCGCAAAAAAAAAAUCUCUCUCUCCAACCGGCCACACAGAGGACGUCGGGGUGCACGACAUGGAGCUCCGG
Molecule: messenger RNA, 1367 nt
Organism: Aegilops tauschii subsp. strangulata
Lineage: Eukaryota; Viridiplantae; Streptophyta; Magnoliopsida; Poales; Poaceae
Product: protein STAR1-like
Biological process (GO): phosphate ion transmembrane transport
Cellular component (GO): membrane
Molecular function (GO): phosphate transmembrane transporter activity; ATP binding; ATP hydrolysis activity
Source: RefSeq, a predicted model, not a curated record